This is a messenger RNA of Gossypium raimondii (Peruvian cotton), 1844 nucleotides long. Its product is annotated as probable beta-1,3-galactosyltransferase 12. Gene Ontology annotation, molecular function: hexosyltransferase activity. Lineage: Eukaryota; Viridiplantae; Streptophyta; Magnoliopsida; Malvales; Malvaceae. The coding region runs from base 330 to 1448 and encodes 372 amino acids. The record is from RefSeq and is a predicted model, not a curated record. Gene Ontology annotation, cellular component: Golgi membrane. The transcript has 7 exons.
GUACAUUGCAAAUGCUCCAAGUACAGUGUUACAAAGUCAAAUUUGAGAAUGUGAAAUGAAAGAAUCCAAUAAAGGGUUUUUAAUUUUCACAAGAAAAAAGCAGUCAGAUUUAACAUGCUCGGUGAAGCUUUAAAGAGGAGCAAAAAUGAAAAAGAACAACAAAUAUCCAACUACCAAAAAUUAUAUCAAGUGCAGUAUUUUUCAAGGUUCAUUUCGCUCUCCUACAAAGGUUCACCACUCUUCCACUCAGUGAUUGACUGCUGUUAAAUCUUUUUCUUCAUUACCAAUUUACUAUAUUUUCUCACUCCCAUUCCCCGUAAUUCACUAAAAUGCCCCUCUUCUCUCACCGCUCCUCCGCCUCCAGCGGUUCCGCGGGAUCCGCUCCGCUCCCUUCCUUCUACUCCGCCAAACCCGUCAAGCCCUCAAAGCCCUUUUCCGCCUUUUCCUCAACUCGAAUUCCUUGGCCCAUUCUCGUCUUUUCACUCCUCUGCCUCCUCAUCGGUCUCGCCGGCACCCUCUUCGCCCUCUCCGCCAUCCGCCGCAACCAACCCUUGCCCAUCUUCCGUUGCGGUACAUCCGAGGACACUUUCCGUACCUUUUACUCUUCCUCGGAUUCCGGGAAGUUCGGCGGUGACAGUUACAAAGGCUUGGUUGAUCGCCCCAAGCUUCUCGGGUUCGUCGGCAUCCAAACCGGAUUCGAAUCAGGUGAACGCCGGUCCGCCCUUCGUAGCACCUGGUUUCCUUCCGACCCAGACGGCCUUUUGAGGCUGGAGCAAGCUACCGGUCUAGGUUUUAGAUUUGUGAUAGGGAAAUCAAAAGAUGUGAAGAAAAUGGCAAUGCUGGAGAAAGAGAUUGAAAAGUACAGAGAUUUCAUGCUCAUUGAUGUUGAAGAAGAAUAUCUUAAGCUCCCUUACAAAACAUUGGCAUUCUUCAAAGCAGCUUUUAAGCUUUUUGAAGCAGAUUAUUAUGUCAAAGCUGAUGAUGACAUUUAUUUGCGUCCAGAUCGUCUUGCGACUCUUCUAGCUAAGGAACGAAGCUAUUCAAUGACUUACAUUGGGUGCAUGAAGAAGGGACCGGUGAUCACUGAUCCUAAACUGAAAUGGUAUGAGAAAUCAGGACAUCUGAUUGGAAAUGAGUAUUUCUUGCAUGCUUAUGGUCCUAUCUAUGUUCUCUCUGCAGAGGUGGUGGUUUCAUUGGCAGCUGCUAGGAAUGACAGUUUGAGGAUGUUCAACAAUGAGGAUGUCACUAUUGGAUCAUGGAUGCUAGCUAUGAACGUGCAUCAUGAAGAUAACAGAGCAAUAUGUGAUCCUAGAUGUACUCCUACAUCAAUAGCAGUCUGGGAUAUUCCAAGAUGCUCAGGUUUAUGCAAUCCAGCCAGCAAACUUAAGGAGCUUCACAAGAUCGGAAUGUGCUCCAAGAGCCCAACAUUGCCACCUGAUGACAUAUAAUUCCUCUUUGGCUUGAUUUUAGCCAGGACCUCGAUUGUGCAAGGUAGGUUAGUUUCUUAAAACAACCUCCGAAUGCGAUAAAUGUUGUGUUCUUAUUGUUUAACCAGUUAAAUCAUUCUAUAUUCUUUUGCCACGUGCCGCCAUGAAGCUACCGGAAAUUAGAAAAAGAAAACUCCAUAAUGAAAUUUACAUCAUAGGUCUUAUUGGACAAUAUGUAAGAUUGCUGUGCUAUAAAAGUAUUAGGGGAAAAAAAGGUGGUGGUUAUGCAGGAGUAGUUAGCCAUUUGAAGAGAUUAGAUAAAGAUUGUAGUGUUUGUAUUCAUUUGAUCAAUAUAGGGUUUCUUUGAGGGACAAUUAUCAUCCCAAAAUAUAUAUGUAUUUGUAUUUUGUAUUGUAA